AUGCCGGCGUCGCCGCCCUCCCGGUCCCCGGAGAUCACCAGCGUUUGCUCUGACUCCGACUCCGAGGAGCCGUCGCCUGUGAUCACCAACAGCGGCGGCGGCGGCGGGUUCGUGGUGCAGCUGGUGUCGAGGGACGUCUCGGACGGGCUCCUGGGCAAGUUCGCGGACACCAGCGAGUUCGACUUCGACUACGGGAGGAGCGGGCUCUGGUCGCCGCUGGUGCUGCGGCCUGAGGUCCUGCUCCUCGCCCAGGCGUCGGCGUCGUCGGCCCGGCGCCGGCAGCGGCGGUGGCGGUGGCGGAAGCGGAGGAAGGACCGCUGUACAUCCGCAUGUAGCAUACGAUGA
Molecule: messenger RNA, 345 nt
Organism: Triticum turgidum subsp. durum (durum wheat)
Lineage: Eukaryota; Viridiplantae; Streptophyta; Magnoliopsida; Poales; Poaceae
Source: the annotation of a GenBank genome assembly